AGCAAGUCUGUCUGACUCCUUCGCUUUUAUUAACAGUCUUCUGUCGGGAAGCAGCAGAAUCGGAAAUCUGCGGUAAUAUGGACCGAAUGUAAAAACACACAGAGAGCUGUCUCAAUCGUCGGUGUGUGUGUCGUGGAGUUAAAACAGCACCGUGCUUUGGAGGAUUACGACUGACAAACGCAGCUGUACACUUUUGCGCUUUAAGCUGUCAGAACUGAAACUACUGGAUGUAUGGCAGAAGUGAAUAGCUGUCGCAACACUGGGAAUAUAAUAAGGAAAAAAUAUUUAUCUGUUUGUUACCGUCCCUUUUAUCUUUUUUUUGGAUUAUUGCUGCCCAGCAACACUGCCACCUGACUAAAUUGGAUGUCGUAAUUCAGGUGUAUCAAUGAUCCAGUCAUGGAAACAAAGAGAUACCAAAGCUUCAUUGAGGGCUCAGACAUGGAGCAUAGGUGGGCACACAUGCCUAACACGGAGUUCUGCUGUUUCGUGGAGGAGCCAAAUCAGACCAACAGCAAUGUUUUAAUGGACAGUGUGAACAUCAGCUGUGGGCCCAGUGCAGCAGCCAGCUUCAAGGAGAACAACGGAGACAAGAUCAAGGAGUCCUCUCUCUGUCUGAACCACAGUCAACAGCUCGCCCUCCCGAUUUUUAACAGUCCGGGGAAGUUGGAAACAGAGCUUUCCAAAACGGUGGCCGAGUCGAUGGGCUUGUAUAUGAAUGCAGCUAGAGAGGCAGACUAUGGCUUUAGUCAGCAGGGUUCCCAUGGAGGGCACUGCAGCCCUGGGAACCUGUAUGCCAGCACUGGCCCACUCAUGGAGGGUGACCCAUCUGUGGCAGCGGGCAGUCCAAAGCUGAAAUCUCCCUCUGUGUCUUGCCCUGCGAUGUCCUGUCCGUCGAAGGCUCCAGUGAAGGGUUCCCCUGGCACACUGCAGGGAUCGGGUGCUUUGGCCACGCCGGCCUCCUGCAGUCCUCAAGACUCCAACAGCUCCCUCUCUAGCCCUACCAGCUUGGCGUCGUCCACCACCAGCCCCUCGUACUUUGGGAAAGCCUGUCCGUCUGGGAGCAGCCCGAACAAUCAAGCGCCAACGGCGUGCGCCAUCUCUCGCGUUCAGCCCAGACACCCCGCCGGCUGCAGCCCCACAAACACCAGCGCCAUGGGCUCCCCGCUGACGAGUCCUCUCAAUAUUCUGAGGUCCCCUAUCUCCAGUCCCCAGAGCAUGGGCAGCGUCAGGUCUCCGCCCUGCUGCAAUGCUAACCUGAGAUUGUCGGUGUCCAGCCCUGCUGGCAACAAUAACAGCAGCGGCAUCCAAGCGUCAAUCACCAGCCCCGCGGCUGUCAACACCGCAGCCAUGUCGAGCCCCCCAAACUCGGGGUUCCCCGUGUCUAACCCCGAUGGCGCGCAAGGCUUGGUCCAGAGCAACAGUGUCAGUCCGGGGGACAAAGGCCGAGAUUUCAAAGGCUUCAACUUCCCAAAGGUCGAGAGCGAGGACAGGGAGAUGUACAGUGUGGGCCUGGAUCCACUGGGCACAAUUAAGUACAUAAAAAGUGAGCCAGAUCCUGACAUAAGGAGCAUGUGUCUGGGCUCGGAGCACAGAAAUGCCCCUGGCGCAGUCUUUCCCGCCCAGAUAAAAACCGAAUCAAACAAAGACGCAACUUGUCUGAAUCCUCCAUACAACGGGCAGCAGCACGCUUUGAAUCUCUUUCCUGUGACAGAGACUACAUACUUGUCCCUGAGGGAUAACAUAGAUGAAUAUAGCCUUUCUGGGAUAUUAGGACCCCCUGUUUCCUCCAUGAAUGGCAACUACGAACCUGGUGUGUUUCCCAACAGUGUCCUGCCUAAGGGGAUUAAGCAGGAGUUGAACGAUGGCUGCUAUUACCAAGAGAAUAACUGCGUGCCGACGUCAGCCAUUGUUGGUGUUAAUUCAGGUGGACAUUCAUUUCAUUACCAGAUCGGAGCACAAGGAACAAUGUCUUUUUCGCGGCACGACGUGAAGGACCAGACGAACCCCUUGUUAAAUCUAAUUUCUCCUGUUACGGCGCUAAUGGAGACAUGGAAGCCUCGCCCGGGCCUGUCGCAGGGCUCUCUGUCAUCCAGGGGAGAGGGUUACGUGGGUCAGAGCUGUACUGCAGAGACCAUGUCGAGCACAUCUUUAAGGCACACAUCCAUCGGCUCCUCUUCAGCCAAAGUGUGUUUGGUGUGCGGAGACGAGGCGUCAGGGUGUCACUAUGGAGUUGUAACCUGUGGCAGCUGCAAGGUCUUCUUCAAAAGAGCCGUGGAAGGUCAGCACAACUACCUUUGCGCCGGACGGAACGACUGCAUCAUUGACAAAAUUCGGAGGAAAAACUGCCCGGCUUGCCGAGUCCGCAAGUGUCUUCAGGCAGGAAUGAAUCUCGGAGCUCGAAAGUCCAAAAAGCUGGGGAAGUUGAAAGGAGUGAACGAGGAGACGUCUCUGCAGGGCUCCAAGGAAGGCCAGGUGUACCUGGCUUCCGAGAAGGAGCUGAGCGCCGCCGCCGCCCUGGUCCCCCACAUACCCAGCGUCACGCCAUUCCUGUCCCCGUCCAUCUGCAGUGUCCUGGAGCUCAUCGAGCCGGAGGUGGUGUACGCCGGCUACGACAACACGCAGCCCGACACCACCGACCACCUCCUGUCCAGCCUCAACCAGCUCGCCGGCAAGCAGAUGAUCCGAGUCGUCAAGUGGGCCAAAGUACUUCCAGGGUUCAGAAGCCUGCCCAUCGAGGAUCAGAUCACCCUGAUACAGUACUCCUGGAUGUGCCUGUCAUCUUUUGCCCUCAGCUGGAGGUCCUACAAACACACCAACGGACAGAUGCUCUACUUCGCUCCCGAUCUCGUCUUCAACGAACAGCGCAUGCAGCAGUCGGCCAUGUACGAGCUGUGCGUGGGCAUGCGGCAGGUGAGCCAGGAGUUUGUCCGCCUGCAGCUGACGUACGAGGAGUUCCUCUCCAUGAAGGUCCUGCUGCUGCUGAGCACAGUUCCCAAGGAGGGUCUGAGGAACCAGCCGGCGUUCGAGGAGAUGAGGAUGAACUACAUCAAGGAGCUGCGCCGGUCCGUGGCAAAGGCCACCAGCAGCUCUGGCCAGACCUGGCACAGGUUCUUCCAGCUGACCAAACUACUGGACGCCAUGCACGAUCUGGUGGGGAAUCUCCUGGACUUCUGUUUCUACACCUUCCGCGAAUCCCAGGCCCUGAAGGUGGAGUUCCCGGAGAUGCUGGUGGAGAUCAUCAGCGACCAGAUCCCAAAGGUGGAGUCGGGUUUGACCCACACGCUCUACUUUCACAAGCAGUGAUGGAGAGGAGCUGCUUGCAGGAGGACUCUUAGCGUGACCUGGGUCCCUGCCGCACACUUGCCCGCGCCCUGUUGCCCGGUCAGAUUCGGGAAGAACACUUGGAAGCAUAGCGCCCUGACCCCAAAGAUGGCAAUGUUUUAAAUGGAUGGAAAGCCAUACGUUUGCUUGAUAUGUCAACCACAGACUGUCACGCAUGUACACACACACACACACACACACACACACACACACACAGACAUAUCCCUUAAUUACCCAUGGAAACUGACACUGGUCACUGUGGCUUAUUGCUGUUAUACAUGGCCUUCAAAUGUCUAUGCCACAGAAACUCUUCAGUAAGAAGCAUUCAGUAGCACUUUAAUGUGUGAGACCGAAUACAGGACAUUUGUACAUCUGACAAGAACAUCUGAGUAAGGGCUACAGGAGUAUUAUUGGAACAUACAUGCCUACAAACAAACACACACACACACACACACACACACACUUCAUUUAUGAGGAAAAUACAACAUGCAAGCUUUUAGUGAUAUGCAAACAGAGCAUAUACAUACCAGAGGAAGGGGAAAGUGGUACUAACGCUGUGUGUUCUAAUUGAGACAGUCACAGAAAGAGGCUGGAGAUGCACAAAUAUGCAUACUGCACCAUAUAUAAUUGUAAAGUAGGACAAAAGAAGUUGCAAAACUCAGCUGGUUUCAGUGAGAUAUUCAACUGGGCUUUUUCUUUUGACAUGAAAUGUGACUGUAUUAUAAUUAA
Molecule: messenger RNA, 4050 nt
Organism: Megalops cyprinoides (Indo-Pacific tarpon)
Lineage: Eukaryota; Metazoa; Chordata; Actinopteri; Elopiformes; Megalopidae
Product: mineralocorticoid receptor-like
Exons: 9
Coding region: 397-3303 (968 amino acids)
Biological process (GO): regulation of DNA-templated transcription
Molecular function (GO): sequence-specific DNA binding; DNA-binding transcription factor activity; zinc ion binding
Source: RefSeq, a predicted model, not a curated record